AUGACCGCCAGCCCUUUCCUUUCUCAACAUGCCUGCAGCGAUGCAUCUCGCUGUGCUGAUGUCCCUGUUUGCAGUGACAGUCUGUACGAAUAAUUCCUCUACGACUACACAGGUGACAGAGAUAACCACAAGUGCUAAACACCUCACCAGUGUGGUUUGGAAAAAUGAUACCAAUUCAUCAAGAGUGAAAACCUCUGACAUCACACACACGCAACCACCAACAACUCACCAAAUUUCCACUGAAGUUACUUCAGAUAAAGUGUCAUCAACACCUCCACCCUCCACUUCCCUACAAACAUCAAACGGGACUGCGGUAACACAUCCCAGCCCCCUUCCUCAGACGACAACCACCAACCAGACGUCCAACGAGACAGUUUCCCACAGAUCAACAGUCCCAGCAGCCUCUGCAUCACCAAACGUCACUGCAACCACCACCGUAAACGCAACCAGCCAAGCUCUUCCACAUGAGUGGGAAAAAGGCGACUUGGUGGAAAAUCCCGGCCUCGUGGCCGUCAUCUGCAUCUUCUGCAUCGUUCUCGUCCUUGUGCUGGUGGUGGCCAUGGUGAAAUGUACCCAAUCACGGAGGUCCAACUUCGAGAGGCUUGAAGAUGUGCCGAUGGGCAAAAUGAAUGAAGAGUCUCCGUUUGCUCACUACUCAAAGUGACAGAGGGGACUUCAUGAGUCCAGGAGGAGUCCAGUCGGCUGCACAACUCUGACCCUUGUGGAUAAAAAACCAGCAGUGACUCCAACGUCAAACACAGGAGAAGAAAAGUUCUUGUUUCCCCUUUCAGAUUCUUACUUCUUCAUUUAGCACCUCUAUCGUCCCUUUUCAGUGACAGUGGGAUAUUUCUGCCUCUGCUUUGACCUUUGACCUGCUUAGUUGGCUGCUUGUAAUUUUGCUGAUUAAGGCUCUAAAGCUCAAUCAACUUUUGCACUAACUUGUCCUCUAAAGUUUCUUUUGAGCCUGAUGCUUAAAAGGUAAAAAUAUAAAUGUCACGUUUCCCAAAUCGACCAGAUGUCCUGAAUGUCCUCAUAAGCACUUUAAAAUUCAUGAUUGCACUCAAACAAGUGAUAUUACUGACAAGAGUAUAGUAUGUAUAUAUGUAAUGGAUGUAUAGUAAGCAUACUUGCAGAUCUGUAUGUAAAAUUAAUGUUAUCUGUUGCACAAAGAAACAACUUUAAUCGGAAAGUACAAGUAUAUGUGGAAUAUGACGUAUUAAUAACGUCUUCCUUGGCAACACAAGCUGGAUUUGCUAAAUUAAAAAACUAAAGAAACACAUCAAGAAGCAAAUAGAAGGAAUGUACUGUAAAAAAACGAAGUCUAUAGACUGAACUCUUGAAAAUGAAAAAAACCUGUCUUUAUUUUAAGUUCAUAAUCAAUAUGAUUGAAGUUUUGAUGAGCAGAUAGUUGGACAGGCUGGCUCUUCUUCCACUGCUUGUUGCCGGCUCGAGACUUCAACAGAUUUAGUUCUACAAACAGUUUUCAGAGGCA
This is a messenger RNA of Thunnus maccoyii (southern bluefin tuna), 1492 nucleotides long. Its product is annotated as mucin-2-like. The transcript has 4 exons. NCBI's taxonomy places the organism in Eukaryota, Metazoa, Chordata, Actinopteri, Scombriformes, Scombridae. The record is from RefSeq and is a predicted model, not a curated record. The coding region runs from base 29 to 664 and encodes 211 amino acids.